AUGAGCAUCGACAGCGCAAUAACUCAGAAAAUCUUUGGCAAAUACGAACUCAAAGAAACUGCAUUUCCCUACACUAAUAAAGGAAUAUUUAACAUAAAUCUCUCAAUUAAGUCGCUUAAAGGUUAUCCCGACGGAAUAUUUAGCAUAGAUUUCUCAAUUAAGCCGCUUAUAGGUUAUCCCGACGGUAAUACCACAGCAAGAAAUAAUAUUUUAAGCGUUCCAUUCAUAAAGACUUAA
Molecule: messenger RNA, 237 nt
Organism: Scutellospora calospora
Lineage: Eukaryota; Fungi; Glomeromycota; Glomeromycetes; Diversisporales; Gigasporaceae
Source: the annotation of a GenBank genome assembly